AGGAAGAAGGGCCUUGGCUGCAAUAUCUCAGUCUUAGACAGCACAGCAUUCUUUCAGUUCUCCUUCUACCCAAGAGUUUGUUUGCUGCUUUGCUGAGGAAUUACAUAUUCAAAUUCGAAGGAGAAGGACAGAAAGACACCAUGGGUGAAGGCGCUGGUGCUGGUCGACUUCGAGGGCACCAUGGGUGACGAGCUCACAGUGACGAUGGGGGAUAUGGUUAAAAACAUUACCAAGGCCAGCGAGGAGGGAUGGCUCGAGGGGGAGUUGGGAGGAAAGAGAGGCAUCUUCCCUGCCACCUUCGUCAAGGAGGUGCCAGUCUAUUUGAUAGGUGACAGCAAAAGGGAACCACGAAGCCUUAGAAAAACGAAGAAGAUGAAACAGACAAGGAAAUGCGAGGUAGCGUUUCCCUACAGCCCUAUGAAUAAAGAUGAGCUGGAGCUGGUUGUUGGUGAGACUAUAGAGAUCAUCAAAGAGAUUGAAGAUGGGUGGUGGAUGGGGAUUAAAAAUGGCCAAGUGGGAGCAUUUCCAUCAAAUUUUGUCAAAGAAAUUUUUGUUUCCCCUAAAGACAGCAAGCAGAACGAGGGCAAAACAAGACCCAAGCUAACUGAUGCAGUGUUCAAUAAGGAGAUAUCUCAAAGAGCAAGUGUGAGAAACAAAGCCAAAAAUGCUGUGGAGUAUUGUAAAGUCAUGUUUGACUACAAGGCCAAAGCGGAGGAUGAGUUGGAACUGAACAAAGGAGACGUUGUAGUGAUACUGAGAAAGGAAACAGAAGAUGAAGGCUGGUGGGAGGGAGAGAUUAACGGACGCUGUGGCUUCUUUCCUGAUAACUUUGUCAUGGUGAUACCACCAAUGGACAGUCUGCAAUCUGGGACCACAAGCCAACCGCCUACACGCAACUUAAACAAGAAACUCUCAGUGAAGACAGAGGCCUCAGCGAUGGAGAAAGGCGGUACAGCAAAGGCAAAAGAUGAUAAACCAGAGGCUAAGGACCUAAGAAGCAAUCCUCCAACCAAAGUCAAGCUGCCAUCCAUCAUCAAGCCCAGCCCGCCUCCAGUCAAAGACAAACCCAACAAGGUUUUACCCAAUAGAACUAAUGGUGAUGUGGCUCCUGUUUCACCAAAACAACCAGAGGAGAAAGAGACAGACCAGUUUGAUGGAGUGGAGUUGCAGACUGAAAAGCUGAGUCAUCCUACAGCAAACAGAGCCAAACCCCCGCACAGGAGACCCCCAUCAGGCCUGGCUACAGGAGUCCACGCCAAGAAUGCCACUGACCAGACAGAACCAGAAGUGUCAGCAAAAAAGGCCCAGACAGAGAAAUUCCCUGGCUUGCAAAAGAGUUCAGAACAUGUCCUGUCAUCACCUGCAAAGCCUGAUCAGCAACCCAGGACGCCGCCUCCAGUUCGACCAGCACCACCUAAAGUGGUUGUGGAUGGCAGAACUGUGGCCCACAAAGAAGAACCAACUGUGCAAAGCCUGCAGGCUGAGAUCAAAGAGCUGAGGAUGGCUCUGGAGCUGCUACAGACACGACACGAACAAGACAUGCAGGAAGUGAAAGAAGAACUGAAGGAGGAGAGAAACAAACGACUAGCGCUGCAGGACGAAGUGCACAGUUUGAGGAUGAAGCAUUAGUAAUCCAACACAGACUGAGACUGAGCUGCCUGCCUGCUCAUUGUGCCACGCAGGCUCUCAUACUGCAAAUUUAAACAAGAUAAAUAUUUUUCUGGCAUGGAAUGGAGAUGGAGAAGACAAGUGUGCUCUCCCACUGCAGACACAAGCGAGGGCUAAAUGAGAAAGUUUAGUUGAACAUUGGACCAAGCUAAUUCUGCACUGGACCAGAGAAGCAUGAUCCUUCAAAAGACUUUUAAAUGAUGUGCUGUUAAAAUCUUUACAUAUUUGAAUGCUGGAAAUCAAAUAUUGGUUGUCAGUAGGUUACGUUUGGUAGCAAAUUAAUGUAUUACAUUGUUCUGUUUCAACUGUCACCUUUAUUACUUUUAUAAUAGGUUUUACUGUGCAUUUACAAUAAUUAACAUUUACAUAAUUACUGUCUCAGCAGAAUAUGAAAUAUUGUGAUGUCUUUUGCAAAGACCUCAAAUAUAAUUUUAGAUCAUCCAAAGGGGCAUUGCUACCAGAAUGUUAAAAGAUGAAAUACUACUGUCAAAAACAUGGCUUAACAUGCAGGCAAUUUUUUUUCACCAGAAUGUAAUACUGCAUUAUUCCACUGGAGGGCACUGUAUUACUAUUCUACAUAAAGAAGUGCUAAACUUGUGAAUGCUAAGAUUGGUGGAAAUUGCUUGGCACAAGUGACCUCAUAAUAGAAAGCAAAAACAUUUCUUUCAGAUGAGUAAACGUGUAAGCAAAU
This is a messenger RNA of Micropterus dolomieu (smallmouth bass), 2359 nucleotides long. RefSeq names its product SH3 domain containing 21 (gene mnmip1). Gene Ontology annotation, molecular function: protein binding. The transcript is spliced from 17 exons. The record is from RefSeq and is a predicted model, not a curated record. Lineage: Eukaryota; Metazoa; Chordata; Actinopteri; Centrarchiformes; Centrarchidae. Bases 181 to 1629 code for a protein of 482 amino acids.